AUGACCUUCGAGGCUGACGUCAGCGAGGACCACCCUGCCCUUCAGUGGCCAGACGCGACCUUGGGCCUGUGGGAGGCCUCCUGCCGGUUGGCCCGCCGCGCUGCCCUUGCGAAACCCGAAACGGGCGGGGCCCGCGGAGGCGGGCGGGGCGGGGCCUCGGGGCCGGGGGGCGGGGCCCGGGCGGGCGCACGUGCGCAGGCGCGGUCCUGGAGUUGGCGGCGUGCCCGGAGGUGCGCGCGCGUGGGCGGGGGGCGGGGCCUCGGGCCUCGGGGGCGGGUCCCACGCGGGCGCGCGGGCGCGGGCGCGGGCCUGGGGUUGGCGGCGUGCCGGGAGGUGCGCGCGCGUGGGCGGCGGGCGGGGCCUCCGGCCCAGGGGGCGGGGCCCAGGCGGGCGCGCGUGCGCAGGCGCGUGCGGGCGGCGGCCGCGUGCCGGGGCGCGCGCGGGCGGCGGGCGGCGGGCGGGGCGCCCCGCGGGUGGUGA
Messenger RNA from Zalophus californianus (California sea lion), 480 nucleotides. Its product is annotated as spidroin-1-like. NCBI's taxonomy places the organism in Eukaryota, Metazoa, Chordata, Mammalia, Carnivora, Otariidae. Bases 1 to 480 code for a protein of 159 amino acids. The record is from RefSeq and is a predicted model, not a curated record. The transcript has a single exon.